AUGAUAUUGAUUCUUGAAAUUAUUCACGCAGAUGAUGAUCUGGAAAGUGGAUACCUCAGCCCUGGGAGUGAAUCCUCCAGAUCUCAGACCCACAGAGCAAAAAAUGUGAACAACAAUGUUCACAUGAUGGAACAGAAAGUUCGCAUCAAAUUUGAAUUUAAAGGUGAAAAGAGGUAAGCAUUCAGAGAAAAUGAGUUACAAUAAACCUUUUUAUUUUCACUGUAUCAAGAUUGGUUUAGGUAAAGUUUGAACUCAACCUAAGUGGUCCACCUGGUUGGUGCUUAUUCCAGUCUCCCUAGCAUGAAGGGGAACAGAAUAUUUAAGUCUUCCCCUGUUUGGGAUGGUAGUCCAUCAUAAGGUUAACCCUCCCCCCCCCCUCAGCAUUUGAUUAGGCUUCCUUAACAGUUCACUGUUACAACCCAUUUAUACUUCUGGGUGGAGAGAGAAGCCCUGUGAGAGUAAAGUUUCUUACCAAAGAACACAACACAUUGACCCAGCCUUGUUAUCAAUGUUAACUUUUAUUUUCUGUUAUUAGAAUCAUUCCAAUCGCCAGACCUGUGAUUCUAUCUGAGUUACUUUCAAAAGUCAAGACAGCGUAUGGUCAGGAUCUGUCGAUGAACUAUGUCAGCAAUGAGGUGUGUUUUUGUUCUCUUUUGUUAUAAGUGGAAGGUACCCCAGUUAGGUUAACAGGUUUUUAAUUUGGGUGAAAUAUUCUACAAGAACCUUCUUUAGUCGAAACAUUAUUAGCUGUAGCUCCAAAUUCCAAAUUUUACCUUGAAGCAGUAGACUUAGACACUGCUUUGUGAACGAACUUCUGCUAAAUUCGGAUUAAGUUAUUACAUCAGUAUCAGUUUUCUCCAUACUCUUCUCUAAACAUUCUUUUAAUACUGACAAGGAGAAUUCAUUAAACAAUCAUAACUUCUUAACUUGGGGAUCUCAUCCCUUAUUCUCAUGAUAUUAAUGAAAGAUUCAGCAGUAGUACUUUAAGGAGAAAUUAGAUGUAGAUGCUGGUUACUCUUAGGGGUUUAACCCUUUAAUUAUCCUAGAUCAAAUUUGUUAUUCUCCUUACUGUCAACCAUACAAUUCUUAUAAUGUUAUUUCAGAGAAUUUAGUAUUGGAUCAACUAAUUAUGCCCUAAUUAAUAUUUUUCUUCAUUCUUAUCACUUAUCUGGUUGAUAUUGUAUUGGUAUUGUAAGGGAAAAUUCUGUCUUUGUAAAAGGUUGACCCUCAUUAUUUUUCUUCUAGAAUGCAAUUCCUCUUGUAAGCCAGUCUGAUCUUGACAAAGCAAUUGAAAUCUUGGACAGAAGCCAGCACCUCACCAGCCUUAGAAUACUCUUGUCACUACCUAAUGGCAUCAGUGACCACACCAGUCACAAAUCUAAUGUGCCAAAUGCACCAGUGAUGCCUCCAAGCAACCCAAAGGUUGGAUCUCUCUUUGGCAAACCUUUCUAUGUAAGUGAGAGUUAAGAAAUCCCUUGUCGCAAAUUGUUUUGAUUUUAAUGUUUUUUCUCAUCAAUUGUCCUUUUGAUGCAAGGAUUGUUGCUACAUGUAAGUUACCACAGUUAUGGCUGUGUUAUCAUUGUGAAAUUAGCUUUGCAAUCAUAGGAUAAGUUGGUUUUUUCAAUGUGGUUGAAAAUAUAAACUGGCCACCCUGGCAGACGGUUUCUAGAGCUGAUGUUUUCAGCAUCAGCCUUUCACCAGGAGGAUCGUAGGAAGGAUAAUACAAGAAACAUCAGCUGCACCACAGUUUCUUUUAAUUAGAAACUUGCCUCCUUUUUUCCCAAUUAUAGAUCACUGAAAGAGUAGAAAAUUUUGACAAAAAGCUUAGAAAGUUGCAGAAUUUAAAAUAGUUGGUAAGACCCUACUAUGUGUAUAAACGACAAUCUUUUGUAACGAGUAAUUUUGUCAUUUCUCUUACAUGAAUAGAAAAAAAGACAACCAAGAAGUUAUGGACUUGGAAUCAGGUAACCUGCCUUACAUUUUGUGAAGCCUUUUGUUCUUCUAAUAUUUACUCAAAUACUCACUCACAAUAUUUAGUUCCUGAUUAAUGAGGAUUUAAGGCAUCUCUCCAGGUCUCAGUCAACCCCUGAUGAGAUCGCUUACAUGGCAGUGGAUCCACCCAACACACCAAGUUUAUCAAGAUACAUCAAUGUGCAGUACAUGUCAUCCAGUAAUAUCAACACCAGAGGCCGAAACUCUCCCCCUCCAGGAUUCCAUCAUGAUGAAUUCCCAGCUCAGCCUUUCCAUAUGGUCAGGGUAAGUUGUGAUUGAGCUUUGAUUGACACAGAUUUUCUCCUGACAAUUAGGAAAGAGGGUUUGAGAAUGAAGGAAACAGUCAUGUAUGAGAUAUAAAGUGUUACGCUGUACUUUUUUGAACACUAAACAUUUUUCACUGUACCUGUUUUGGUAGUUAUAUAAGAUUGCAUUUCUAAGGAGAUAAAUUUUGUUUUAAAAAAAUCAGGAUUCAAGUCCUCUGCAAGCUCUUUAGGGAAUGGAUCAGUCUACUUUAUUUUCUUUGAAGUUUAAGCCUUAAACUCCAUUUUGACACAUACUCAAAAACUCAACCAAGAAUCAACCUUUUUUCCUCAUACAUCACACCGUUAACCACCCUUAAGAUCUCAUUGGUAAUUCUCCUUACCAUCUGGCAUGCAGUUUUUUUGAUGUUAGUUUGGAGAAUCUGGUGUUGAAUCAACUUACAAUCCCCUAAUUGAUAUGUUUCUUUAUUCUUGUUAUUUGAUUGUAUGCUUGAUAUUGUAUUAAUAUUCUGGGGAAAAUUCCAUCUUGGUCACUCACAGAAGUUUUUUUAAGGGUUAAUACAUUUUUGUUGGUUCUAUUACAGGGUGAAGGUGAAUUUAUACCAGAAAGCCAAGAUCAUGUGGUAUGCUUCAUAAUCAAUCUUGAAAAUGAUAUGCUCUACUAAAUAUUUUCAUCUUUUAUGUGACUAAGACUGAGAGAAAAAAAAAUAUCUUGUUAAAUGGCAGAUUCAAAAAGGUUAUAACAAUUCAGAUCCAUAUCAGUAUCUGGGCAAUGGCCCACCUACCCCUCCCCUAACCCAAUAUUCACCCUAACUUGUUAUCAAUUGACUGUUGUUGGGUUAGGGGAGGGUAGGUGGGCCGUUGCCCAGAUACUGAUAUUGAUCCAAAAAUUCUGAUUAAACCCCCCCCCCCUCCCCCCGAAAUUUUAAGCCUGAAAGGUGGCAGACAAGGAAAAUUUUCAAAUUAUUUUAUGUGGUGGCACAGGGCUAGCUGAAAUUUAAAAAUUUUCAUGCUCUGUCCUAAAGGCCAGGAGGUAUUUAUCAGAAACAAAUAUGAUCCUGUAGUUUUUUCAAAAAUUGUUGUAGGAAUAUGCAAUUUUUUUGUGGUAGUUAUUUUCGUUCUUAAUCUUACCCGACUUUUCUGGAAAAUUUAGUUGUGAGUAUGAAUUUAAUUUUCCUCCUUUAUCUUCAGGUGGUUCCCAGAUUUCAUAGACGAUUGAAUAUGUGGUACGAUCCACUAUCACACAGUCAGGUAAUUUAUGAACACAAUCGCAAAAUGUUUGUAGUUACUCAUGGUAGUGAACUGUAUAUCUACUGUAGUUGUCUAUUCCAAUAGUAUGUCUCUUGAUGUAAUUGAUUGUUAAUAACAAAGAUUAUAAAAUCACAAUGGCAUACUGUUAGCCCUCAUCAGGUGAUGAGGUAUUCUGUCUCACAUGCCAUUUCUUUGUUCUUACCACUUUCAUUUUAUAUCAUCAUAUCAUCUAGAUCUACCACUGAACAGAAGCAAUGGCAAAAUGGAAUCCUUUUGUUAAUUAGAUCCAUUACGUUGCAUGCUCAUGAACUUACUGCUUGAUAAAAAAUUUGGAAACUGCAUUGGAAAAUUUCAUCUUCUACUCUAACAGUAAUCCUUGUUAUUGAUUUUUUUCCAGGCCUUAUUCUCGCUAAAGUAGUGUUCAUUACUGGGAAGAUUGCAUUUUGUAUUCAUUUCUCUAUUGGUAGUUCAUGUAUAUGAUUUUCUUAGACUUAUAGUCAUUUAUUCAUCACUCCAUGGGUUUUUUUGGAACCAACAUAAUGACCAGCUCCUGGUUGGCUUGUUAGCUCAGUAUUAGAGCAUUGUACCCACAGGUCACUGCUGUUUAAGUAGUGUUCAUUACAGCGAAGAUCUCUUCCAUUUUCACUAAUCCUUAUUACUUGCCUUGUUCCUAGGUAAGAGUUGUUUCCAGUCCAAGCUCUGAAGGUUCUUGGAGAGGAUCAUCAUUUUCUGUGGACAGGUAAUGUAGAUAUCAAUAUCAUUUCUGAAGUGAUUACUGGUCACCAUUGGUAGUGAAAGGCUAGAUGAAGUACUUUUUUCUGACGAAUUUUCAACUGUGUCCAGAGAAGGACACAAAUGAAUGUUAAAAUUACAAUUUAUUUUUCAGUGGAGGUGAAAUGCAAUCAUUUUACAACUCUACAAGAUCAGCAUCAAACAGCUCACUGGUAGUGGCUAGUGGAAUGUUUUCCUCAGGUAGAGUUUCUUUUAAGGAGAAAUACUCUGUUUUUUUCUUUUCCUCAAUCCAUUACACCCCUACAUCAGUAUGCAGAUUCUCUAUACAUCUCCUAAGGUGAUGACAAGGAAAUAUAUUUUGACCAGUCAAGAGCUUCUUUAGUUGGUGAUCAUUUCCUUUAUUCUUGUGAGCUUAGUGCUUGAUUCAGGGGUGAUAUUGUAAGGAGAAAUUAGAUGCUGGUCACUGAUAGGGUUCAAAGUGUUGAAUAUGCGGUAAUAGUAGUGUCCCAUUGUCCAAACUUCACAAGGACUCAAACUCAAACAUGGACUCAAAAUUAUUUCCAGGAUUUUUAUUUAAAGAGUUAUUCUUUUGCUUCUCAUCGCAUAUUUUUUUAAUUGAGAGGUUUCAAUUUUACACAAACUGAAUCCAUACCGGUUUUUUAAUCUGCAGAAGAAGAUAUAAUCGACUGUAAAGCUCAUACGUACCCGAGAAGGAGGAGUCACACGAUAGGAGGACCAGAUGUGGACUAUAAUGACGGUAUGACACAGAAGUAAAAUGAUCGAUGAACUUUCGUCUUCAACCCCUUCUCAUUGAGCAAUUUUCAGCAGUGUCCAAAGUGAUGCGAGACUGUAUUGGUUUGCUUUACUUUGCUCUCUGAUUGGUUCAGAAAUCUGGCGCCAUUCUAUCAACCAAUCAGAUGCAAAACUAAGACUAGCCUCGGUCGCCCGCGUUUUCCCGCGCUUUAGGCAGUUUUCUUGUUUUUACUUUGAGUUCUCAUUGGCUCUUAGAGGUGUCUUCCUUUCAUGUGAUUGGCCGUUGUAAUUAUUUUGAUUGGCUCUCAAUCGAAAAGUGCUAAAUACAGGUCAAUGUGUUUUCCACUAAACAAAGUUUUUGAUGUCCUUCAGCCAUUUCUUGAAAUUUUUUUGACAACAUGAAUGAGUUUAAUUUGGCAGAAAGGUCAUCAAAAUCCAAGACAAGAGAGACUAGCUUGGGUGAAAUGUGAAAGUGUUUUUUUUUUGUUUUUUUUUUCAUCCUUGGUUUGAAUGUCUUGUGUUAUCAAACCACAACAUAGUCAGGUUUCUGUGAGCGAGCAUGUAAGUUGAUCUCUUUCUUUUUUUUUCCUUUUUCAGGAAGCCAAAGAUACAAUGGUACACAGAAUUCUCGCAAACCAAUCCCGCUGUCGAUGAGAAUAGACCAGCAAAUUAGUCCUGCAAGCAGCAGUAGUAGCAGUAGUGGUUUAAUUGCUGAUAUCGAUAUAAACACAAAAAGACCUGGAAGAGAGUCUGAGCUCGAAGUCGCCGUGCAGAAGCUUAAAGACAUGUCAAUAACAGAAACAAAAGGUAAAAAGAAUUGAGCAACUUUAUCUGCGAAUGCAUUGGUUUUGCUUUUCAUUCGCUCUGUGACUGGUGCAGAAAACUCUCACCACACUUUCAACCAAUCAAAAGUAAAAUAAAACCAACUGCGACUUGGUCACUCCGCUUCUUUUAAAAGAAAGCUUAAGGAAUUUCUUCUCUCUAAGUAUUAGCUUCUGUAAGGCAGUAAUUCUUAACUAACUUAGUUAAUAUGUGUGUGCGUGUGUGUGUGUGUACGUGUGCGCGGUCAAAGUUAAUUACCAUGAGUCCAUAUUGUAAUUCUAAUAUAAGAUUAGUUAUUUUAAGUGAGAAAGCCUGACUUGUUAUAAGCCUCGUGGUUUCUUUCAGGUUUUCUCGCCAUUUAUUUUCUGUCAUCAAUUUUCUUCAUUUUUUUUUUUCCAUGUGUAAAUGUCGUAUAUGGCAAAUAAAUAUUGUAUUGUAAUAUUGUUUUCCCGCGCUUUCUGUAGUUUGCUCCUUUUUACUUUGAAUUCUUAUUGGCUGCUUCUGAUAUUUACCUUUGUUCUGAUUGGCUGCUGUGAUUACUUUGGGUUUGGUUGUACGGCAGCCAAUCAAAAUGCGGUUUAAUAUUUGUUCGGUUUCCAUAACAGUAAACCACUACUCACUUGUACUUCUGGGUGGAGUAUGAGCGACACUUUGCAAGUACAAGGUUUACUCCCAAAUAGAAACUCUGGAGAAGGCUUGAAGCCCAGAGCUCUAAUCAUUAGGAAAACGCUCGUUGCUGUGCCACACUAAUACUGCUUUAAUCUUAUCACAAAUGAACAUGAUGGUCGGGUUAAGAUAUACGCAGGAGUAUGAUAUAGUGUGGUUCCACUUUAUUUAAAGGCCUAGAGACUUCAAAGUCAAGUUUUGGGAUCAUUACGUUGUUUUACUUCUGACAAUUAAUUCUGUGAUGGACAAUUUUUCCCUCAGUGCUUGAGGUGCCUCGAAACUGGACGAAAGGGAAGCUUCUCGGAGCAGGAGCGUUUGGUCAGGUAAGAUUUGAUACAUUUAUUUUGGUUACUUCUUGAUCUUAUCAGACCUUUUUCACAUUGUAAAGCAACAUUACUUACAGGACAAACGUUACUUACGGUGCGUACAUUUCUUCCAACAUUAAUAAUACUUGCACUACAAUGCUUAAAAAACUAACUUUACACACAUGAAGCUAGCGUUAACUUCCAACGUAACAUUUUUCAAGGCCUGAAUCUCUUACGCUACAGACAUUACUUACAAUACUGACAUUGCUACAUCUUUUCUCGGUCUAUAAAGUGCCACUUUUUUUAUUUACUUUUUUUCAUUUUAUAUCAAUACCUCUGGUUCCAUAUUACGGCUCUGUUUACUACUAUGCAUGAGAAAAAACACAUUUGUCUGGAUUUUAUGUUCCUAGUGACUAAAUUUUAUGCUUUAACAAACUAAAGUAUAUGAUUCAGGCAAUGAACAACGAAGACCUUUUCCUUUGGGGUGUAAGCGUCUUUGUUUGGACGAAGAAUUCCUGUCAUGAUUUUACUAGUUGUAGGUAAAGAGUCAUUAAUUUGAGUUGUUUCUUCUUGUAUAGGUAUACAUGUGUCAUGACCAUGAUACAGGGAGCGAAUUAGCCGUCAAACAAGUUGAAGUUGGGCUCCUCAACACUGCGACCCAAAAGGUUUGUCAUCAACUUCCAGCAACGUGGGAAGUGACCAAAACAGCAUUUCUCCUUACAAUAUCGAUACAAUAUCAAGCAUACAAGAGAUGAGAGUCGAAAAAAAAUGUCUUGGGGGAUUAUUAGUUGAUCCAAUACCGAAUCAUCCGGCGAAGUAACAUCAUAAAAAUUGUAUGGCACACAGUAAGGAAAAUUACUAAUGAGAUCUUGGCCGCAAUAGGGUUAAACCAGGAGAGCAUUGAAAGAGAAGCUUGAUCUAUAAACCACUAAAUUUUAUCCCUACUAUUUAAAAGUGUGGAUAAAUAUUUUACGGCGUUUCACGUCUUGAGUUCUCUUCAAGUCUCUUAAUCGUUCGAAAAUUGUCUCCAAAUUUGGUAAAAGUUUGGCUGUGGACGCCGCCAUUUUGUAAAGCACUCAGUAGCCUGGUCGUAAGAUUGGUGUUAAAGCUUUAUGGUUCUUUGUUUUUCUUCAGGAAGUGAAAGCUCUCGAAGCAGAGAUCGAUCUUUUAAAGAAUCUCAGACACGACAGAAUAGUGUUAUACUAUGGGACACAACAGACAGAUCUGCAUGUCUACAUAUUUAUGGAAUACAUGCCUGGGGUGAGAAUUGCCAGAUCAAUGUCAGUAUCUGAAAAACUACGUAUCUACUCCUCCCCUAACACAACAAGAGUCAACGGAUAACAAGUUAGGGUUAACGUUGGGUUAGGGGUGGCGUAGGUGCGCAGUUUGGAUACUAGUCCAAAUUUCCUAAGUAAAAUUAACUUAAAAGUAUAACUUGUAUUCAUCUGUUGUCUUCUUUAACUGUUCUGACCGUUUCGUAUCCUUGCCAGCUCUGCAUUCAAUGCGUUCCUUUUGAAUCUGUAUGCGGUUCUAAGCCGUCAUUUUUCUGAUUAAGCGUAUUCCAGGAUUCGUUUCAAAUGAUUUAAUAAGAUUAAAGCUAAAGUGGUCAUAUGGUAACAUUAGCCAAUCAAAACAAAGGGUAACAUCAAUAGAAGCCAAUGAGAACUUAAACUGAAUAAAGGCAAAUGGCCGAUAGCGCGGGAAAACGCGGUUGAAACGCGGUUGGUUUCAGUUUUACGUCUCUCUGGUUAAGAGGGGCCGGUAUAAUUUGAAGACCAAUAGCAGAGCGAAAAGAAGGCCUAUGUAAUUCAGGAGCUCCUUCGACACCCAGUAAAAAAUAAGACUAUUUUCAGUCUAGUUGUGUAAAACUCGUUUACGCGCCGAGUGUUUCUAAUGCAAAACUUGUGUGUUGCUAACCAUUCUGUUGUUCCUCUUCUGGAAACUAAUGCAUACUUUUUUAAUACAUUCCACAGUCAUCGGUACACGACCAUAUCAAACAACAUGGUGCUCUCAAUGAGAGUUUAACGAGAAAAUAUACAAGACAAAUUCUAGAAGGAGUGUCUUUCCUUCACGCGACUCUAAUUGUACACAGAGAUAUCAAAGGUAAACUGAAUGAGAUUACUACACCCUAGAGAAACAGUCUAUUGAGUGCUAUGAUACAGAGCUGAUUGCACAUAUAUCCUUAUUGCAUAGAUCGAAAUUCAAACAGCAAUGGAUCUGGAGAUGUUUUAAUGUGUUUUUUUAACUCAUUGCUCGCCUUUUCUCUGACGAAGCCUUUGUGUGGCCUAAGCCCUAAGCAUUAAUUUUUUAAGGAGGGCCUAAGGGGUCUGGCACUAGAAAGCCGAUAUGCCUGAUACUUCUCUGGGCUACAGACAUACCUUGAGAUGUCAAAACUUUAAAUUCUAUGGCUUAAAUUUGUCAGGAGUUGUUGUCAUAACGAAAAAGGCGCGAAGAUCGAUAAAAUUUAUACCCGUAUUGAAAUAUGAAAAUACCGCACAUGAGUAUAAAAGAGGCCUGAUACUUGACUACGCAAAACUGGCUGAAGAUAGCAACAGAAAUAGGUCUUUUGGAGAUAUUAAGAAACUAAUUACGAUUAUCAUAUAAUCUACUUAUUCAGUUUUUUUGUUCUCUACAAUUAAGGUGCAAACAUCCUUAGAGAUCUUCGUGGUAAUGUGAAAUUAGCCGAUUUUGGAGCGUCCAAGAGAUUACAGGUAACUUUACUAAAUCACUGAACCUUGUUCUCAAGUGAAGAAGAAAACUUAAAAUGUGCUUUGUUACUCUGAACGUUUCUGAUCCUUAAAAUUUUCAAUUUAGGUCUUGUUCAGAUGUUUUUUGCUCUUUUGUAUUAAAGCCACGGACCAGUAAUUUUAUGUGGUACUACUGCCUUGUCUUAACACCUUCAUCUUUCAAUAUCGCAGACAAUUCGAAGUAAAACUGGUUUUCGAUCAGUUCAUGGCACUCCAUACUGGAUGGCACCAGAGGUGAUAAACGGGGAAGGCUACGGGCGCAAGGCUGACAUCUGGUGAGGAACCGGUCAUGUUUUUAAAAUAUAUGUCAAAAGUCGAGUUAUAUUAAGUUUUAACAACUUUGUAGAGGGCGUUAAAGGAGAAUUUUGAUUGUGAAUUUGCUUUGUCUCCAGUGUAGAUAUGGUAUGAUGUCUGGUGAAGCACAAUUUUAGUUGUGAAACUAAAUUCUCCUUAAUCGAAUGAUGUACUACUUGUACAACUUUCUGGAGGGCUUUAAGGAGAAUUUUGAUUGUGAAUUUAAUUUGUCUCGUGUAAAUGUGGUAUGAUAUCUGGUGAAGCACAAGCUCAGUUGUGAAACUAAAUUCUCCUUAGUUGAAUAAUGUAAUACUUGUCCAACUUUAUAGAGGGCGUUAGGAGAAUUUUGACUGUGAAUUCGCUUUGUCUCCAGUGUAGAUUUGGUAUGAUAUCUGGUACAGCACAAGUUCAGUUGUGAAACUUAAUUCUCAAAAUUCUAAUGAUGUAAUACUUAACAGCUUUAUAGAAGGCGUUAAGGAGAAAUUUGAUUGCGAACUUGCUUCGUCUCUUGUGUAGGAGUCUUGGUUGCACGGUGGUAGAGAUGCUGACGACGAAGCCUCCAUGGGCGGAGUUCGAACCAAUGGCGGCCCUGUUUAAGAUUGCAACGCAGCCUACAGAGCCUUCGCUGCCGCACGAUCUGUGUGAGGACGCCAGGGAGUUUAUUCAGUCCACUCUGACAAAGUGA
Molecule: messenger RNA, 10510 nt
Organism: Pocillopora meandrina
Lineage: Eukaryota; Metazoa; Cnidaria; Anthozoa; Scleractinia; Pocilloporidae
Source: the annotation of a GenBank genome assembly